AUGACGAGACUCUAUAAGAACAUCAGGCGGACCAUCGGGGUCGACAAAUUUCACAUCACCAAUCCAUUAUCAAAUUCGGUUAUUCACAUACGAAACUACCGAUCAAGCACAGUCCAGAGAAGCAAAAACGAAACAAGCUCCAAGCAUCUCCCUCUUCACGGCCUCAAAGUGCUCGACCUCUCCCGCGUCCUAGCAGGACCAUUCUGCACACAAAUCCUCGCCGACUACGGCGCGCAAGUGAUCAAGAUCGAGCAGCCACUCGUCGGCGAUGAGACACGCCAAUGGCGCACGCACAACGAGGCGCAAAAGUGGCGGCCCGACCAUAAGCUGAUGUCUCUUUACUUCGCGGCGGUGAACCGCAACAAGCGGAGUGUGACAGUGAACUUGAAGAGCGGGCGCGGUGUGGAAAUUGUCCACAAACUCGCCAGCCAAAGUGAUGUUCUGGUGAAUAAUUUCUUGCCGGGAAAGAUGGAAAGCUUGGGUCUGGGGUACGAUGAGUUGAAGAAAGGGAAUGAAAAGUUGAUCUAUGCGAGUAUUAGCGGGUAUGGAGCGAGUGGGCCGAGUCGGGACCGGGCAGGUUACGAUGCCAUUGCGCUGGCGGAGGCAGGGCUACUGCAUAUCACCGGCGAGGAGAACGGAGGGCCGACGAAGCCAGGCGUCGCAAUUGCGGACCUCUGUACGGGUCUAUAUACGCAUGGGGCGAUUCUAGCGGCGCUGCAUCAGAGAGACAGGACCGGGUUGGGGUGCAAGAUUGAAGGCAGCCUGUUUGAGAGCAGUUUAAGCCUGCUGAUUAAUGUCGGUCUAGCGAGUUUGAAUCUCGAUCUGAAUAAAGGACCCGGGGCGAGGAGAAGGGGCAAAAGGCUCGGGCUCGGGCACCCGAAUUUGGUGCCAUAUGGAGGGUUUGAGACGAAAGAUAAGAAGAUGGUGUUUGUGGCGGCGAACAAUAAUAGACAAUGGAAAGGGUUUUGUGAACGAAUGGAGAUCGAGGGAUUGGCCAACGACGGACGAUUCAGCACGAAUGAUGGGCGAGUGGAGAAUAGAGAGGAGAUCAAUUCCAUUUUGCAACGCCGGUUUCGCGAAAAGACCAAAGAUGAGUGGAUGGCGGUGUUUGAAGGGAGUGGUCUGCCGUAUGGUGCGAUCAGUGACGUCGUUGAGGCGUUGGAGCAUCCACAAGCUGAGGCGAGGGAUAUGGUGAUGGAGGUGGAAGACUUCGAAGCGGCGAGAGAUGGGAUGUUGAAAUUGAUAGGACCGGCGACGAAAUUUGAGGGAACCGCAAUGGACGUGAGGAUUAAACCACCGUUGUUGGGCGAGCAUACCGAUGAGGUCCUUGGGAGUCUGGGAUACGAACCUGCUGAGGUGACGGAAUUGAGAAAGUCGGGAGUCAUCUAA
Molecule: messenger RNA, 1389 nt
Organism: Rhinocladiella mackenziei CBS 650.93
Lineage: Eukaryota; Fungi; Ascomycota; Eurotiomycetes; Chaetothyriales; Herpotrichiellaceae
Exons: 1
Coding region: 1-1389 (462 amino acids)
Molecular function (GO): catalytic activity
Source: RefSeq, a predicted model, not a curated record